Molecule: messenger RNA, 1205 nt
Organism: Leptopilina boulardi
Lineage: Eukaryota; Metazoa; Arthropoda; Insecta; Hymenoptera; Figitidae
Product: leucine-rich repeat-containing protein 51-like
Exons: 2
Coding region: 502-1086 (194 amino acids)
Molecular function (GO): protein binding
Source: RefSeq, a predicted model, not a curated record
UCUAUAAUAAUAUUGUGAAACGUUAUGUGUUUUUUUUUUUUUUUUUUUUUUUUGUAAUUUUAUGGAAAAAAAUGUGAAAUCUUUUUUUUUUUUUUUAAUUAAACUAAUGUCAAUGUGUACAAUGUAGACUUCUUCGUUUUUAAUUAUAAAAAAAAAAUAAUCGAAUUAUAUGCUUGAUGCAUAAUUUUUUAAUUUUCAAUGAACGAUGCUCCAAUAAUGUUUGUAAUAGUUUUACGCCAAAACAACUAAAAAAAAUAAGAAAAAAUACAAAAUAUUUGACAUUUACUUAAUAAUUUAUCAAAUUCUUUUUAUCGAAAAAAAAUAAACUUCGGUUGCGGAUUAAAUCUUAUUUAUUGUUUCCAAUCUUCUUUUUUUUUGUUUUUUUUCCCCCAUUAGUCUUUUGUUUUAAUUUCAAUUUUCGUGUUUCGUAACGUUAAAAUAAAUCAAUUUUUAUUUACCUUUUUUUUUUGUAAACAAAAAGGGGAAAAUAAAAUUCUUGUAAUGGAUAAAAAACAAAGUCCCACUUAUUGGUGGACUGAUCAGGAUAAAGAAAUAAUAAGUCCUCCUCUAGAUUAUUCUUUCAUGAAAGCUGUUUCAUUUGAUGACCUGACAAAUAAAAAUUUACAAACAACAAGAACCGGAAGAAUUCCAAAACGAACAGCGGAAAAUCGCUAUCAAACAAAUUCCCUUUGGCUUAGUCAUAAUUCAAUAAUAUCAACGGCAAAACUCACAAAUUUUGUGAACAAUACACUUGAUAAUCCAAGUAUGCUGAGUUGGUUGGAUCUUUCGUUUAAUGAAAUUACAGAAAUUGGUGAAGAAUUUGUCCAAUUUUCAAAUUUAAAAAUCAUUUAUUUACAUGGUAACAAAAUGUCAAAUAUAAACAAUAUUUUGAAAUUAAGAAAAUUAACAAAACUUCGUACUCUAACAUUACACGGCAAUCCAAUUGAAUUAUUAUCAAACUAUAGAUCAUAUAUUGUCAUUCUAUUACCGAAACUUUUAAAUUUGGAUUUUUCACCAAUAAUUAUGCAAGAAAGAAAAAAAGCAUUACCUACAGAAUUUUUUAAAACAAUCAACACUUCUAAUUAAACGGACACACAAUUUUAUUAUAUAGUUUUGUAAAAAUAUUUUUGUACAGAAGUGAAAAUUUAUUAUACACUGGUGUGCAAAUGUUUUCUUUUCACAUCAUUUUCUUUUUUUUUUUUUUU